AUGAAAGUGGCUGAUGAAGAAAAGAAUCCUUACUUGUUAUCAUGCAAAAAUGGAUUCAUCAGAGGCAAUAUUGUGAGAUAUAUUCAUUUAUCUAAAAAGGAGGUUGAUACUGAACCCUUAACUGAGGCAUGCAAAAAGGAAGCUAAAAAGGACAAAGCCCAAUAAUGA
Messenger RNA from Stylonychia lemnae, 168 nucleotides. Lineage: Eukaryota; Ciliophora; Spirotrichea; Sporadotrichida; Oxytrichidae. The record is from the annotation of a GenBank genome assembly.